AUGCACGGCGGGGAGCCCCUGCGAGAGGAUGCAUCUAUAAGGGACUUCAACGGCGGCAUAAGGUGUCACAUAGCCUCGGCCAUAGAGGAGGCCUUAUUGCUCCCAAAAGAUAUGGCCGAAAUAAAGAAUAUGAGGAAGAAUGAACUCAUCCUCGACAAUAAAAGAUACUUGGGCAUGAUUAUCCAAAAUACUUUCAAGCUAGAUGAGAUGCUCAAUAUCUGCUCCGAUCAGCUAGAUGAUGAAAGGAGGAGACGGGUAACGGCUGCGCAGACCUUGUCCAAAUUUGAGCAGGACUUGGCCGAUGUGAAGAAAAAGUUACUUGCUGAGGAGCAAGCUCGCAAGAGCGCCGAGUCGGCCCUAGAAGGCUAUCAAAAGCAGGCCGAGGACCAGGGGAACCGCUUGUGUGAGGCAAAUGCUGAACUGAAGAAGGCUCAGGAACAAGUCCUAGUUCUUAAGAAGCACUGGGAGGAAACCCAAAAGCUAAGGGAGCGAGCUGAAAAGUCCAGGGAGGAAGCCGAGAAAGCAAAAACCGAGGCCGAACGGGCAAUGAAUGAAGCUGAGCAAAGAGGUUAUGAAGUUGGUAUAGCUGAGACUGAGGAGGCUUUGAGAGCCGAGGUUCUGGUGGUGUGCCAUAUCUACUGCGCAAAAACUUGGGAUGAAGCCCUUAACCGUGCUGGGGCGGAGGCUUCAUCUAAGUUACGGAAGCUAGAGAACGUAUUCAAUCCUAAGGCGAUCCGUCCCUCAGCUCUUCUACCCCAUCAAGCUAAAGCUCCUUCUUCAAUCGUUAAUCCCAAUGAGGAGGUUUUGCCUCACAGUUUUCCUCCCCCUGGCCAGCCAAAAUCAGCUAAAAGGGGUAUUGCCCCUCCAGGAGCUUCCUCGGGCAAGACUGCAACUGCUUCGGAGGCAGAGACGGCCUCCCAAAGUUUUCAACAGGAUUUGGCUCCCACGGUCUUGCCAACUGGGGGAGUUACUAAGGAUAAAGAGGAAAUCACUACCUCGAAGGCAGACAAAUCUGCCAGCCAGGCCCCGAAGAUCUAA
Molecule: messenger RNA, 1038 nt
Organism: Quercus robur (English oak)
Lineage: Eukaryota; Viridiplantae; Streptophyta; Magnoliopsida; Fagales; Fagaceae
Exons: 2
Coding region: 1-1038 (345 amino acids)
Source: RefSeq, a predicted model, not a curated record